Mus musculus (house mouse) is the source of this 5471-nucleotide messenger RNA. RefSeq names its product DEAF1, transcription factor (gene Deaf1). Gene Ontology annotation, cellular component: fibrillar center; cytoplasm; nucleoplasm. The transcript has 11 exons. Gene Ontology annotation, molecular function: RNA polymerase II transcription regulatory region sequence-specific DNA binding; DNA binding; DNA-binding transcription repressor activity, RNA polymerase II-specific. The coding region runs from base 434 to 2032 and encodes 532 amino acids. The record is from RefSeq and is a predicted model, not a curated record. Lineage: Eukaryota; Metazoa; Chordata; Mammalia; Rodentia; Muridae. Gene Ontology annotation, biological process: negative regulation of transcription by RNA polymerase II; negative regulation of DNA-templated transcription; regulation of transcription by RNA polymerase II.
AGGGGGUUGGAGAAAUCCCGUGGCGCCAGGGUCUGUCUGCGAACCCAGACUUCGUUGGAAGCAGGGGAGAAACUGCCCAGAGCCGGCCAGCUCUAUCGGUCGGUGACCACAGUCAGAUCCGCUUCUUAGACAGCGAGCAAGAAACGCUCGUAAGCUUUCGGGAAGCUUCGGGACCAUUCGUAUUAUCUAGAUUCUGCGCUUCGGGAAACUUCGGAGCUGCUCGGUUCUACACUCGGGCCAUCAGCUCGGCUCUGCGGGCAGCUUCGGCUCGGUUCGGCGGGCGUCAGACUGCCUCUUCGGUCGCUGCUCGGGCGGUGGCUUCGGGCGGCCUCGGCCCAACUCGGGCGGCCUCUUCGGGCCCCGCUUCGGGCUCGGUGCCUGGCGCUUCGGGCGGUCCCGGACAGCGCCUUCGGGCGGACUCGGUGGAGUCCGUAUGGAGGACUCGGACUCGGCGGCAAAACAGCUGGGCCUGGCCGAGGCGGCAGCUGUGGCGGCCGCUGCCGCGGUGGCGGCGGCCGCCGCGGCCGCAGCGGAAAGCGAGGCGGAGGAGCCGGUGUUAAGCAGAGACGAGGACUCGGAGGAGGACGCAGACUCCGAGGCGGAGCGCGAGACGCGGCGGGUCACCGCUGUGGCGGUGAUGGCGGCCGAAUCUGGGCACAUGGAUAUGGGUACCGAGGCUCUGCCCAGCCCCGAUGAGGCCGCCGCCGCCGCCGCCGCCUUCGCAGAAGUGACCACAGUGACUGUGGCCAACGUGGGGUCCUCUGCAGAUAACGUCUUCACAACAUCAGUGGCAAACGCAGCAUCGAUAUCAGGACAUGUCCUGUCUGGUAGGACAGCCCUGCAGAUCGGUGACAGCCUGAACACUGAAAAAGCCACACUAAUAGUUGUACACACAGAUGGGAGCAUUGUGGAGACCACUGGGCUGAAGGGCCCAGCAGCACCUCUCACUCCAGGUCCCCAGUCUCCUCCUACCCCACUGGCACCUGGCCAGGAGAAAGGUGGUACCAAGUACAACUGGGACCCUUCGGUGUAUGACAGCGAGUUGCCUGUGCGCUGUCGGAACAUCAGUGGCACGCUCUACAAGAGUAGGCUCGGCUCAGGUGGCCGGGGCCGGUGUAUCAAGCAGGGAGAAAACUGGUACAGCCCAACUGAGUUUGAAGCUAUGGCAGGAAGAGCCAGCAGCAAGGACUGGAAGAGAAGCAUCCGCUAUGCUGGCAGACCCCUGCAGUGCCUCAUUCAGGAUGGUAUUUUGAACCCUCACGCUGCCUCCUGUACCUGUGCCGCCUGUUGUGAUGACAUGACUCUGAGUGGCCCUGUCAGGCUCUUCGUCCCUUAUAAAAGGCGCAAGAAAGAGAAUGAGCUGCCCACAACUCCAGUGAAGAAGGAUUCCCCCAAGAACAUCACCCUGCUUCCUGCCACGGCGGCCACCACCUUCACUGUGACACCCUCAGGACAGAUCACUACCUCUGGAGCACUGACCUUUGACAGAGCAUCCACUGUAGAGGCCACUGCUGUCAUCUCUGAGAGCCCAGCCCAAGGUGAUGUCUUUGCAGGAGCCACAGUGCAAGAGGCAGGUGUGCAGCCUCCCUGCAGGGUUGGCCACCCUGAACCCCACUACCCUGGCUAUCAGGACAGCUGCCAGAUUGCCCCGUUUCCAGAAGCUGCAUUGCCAACAUCACACCCCAAAAUUGUCCUGACAUCGCUGCCCGCAUUGGCCGUGCCACCGUCCACCCCCACCAAAGCUGUCUCUCCCACCGUGGUCAGUGGGCUGGAGAUGUCAGAACAUCGGAGCUGGCUGUACCUGGAAGAGAUGGUCAACUCCCUACUCAACACAGCUCAGCAGCUGAAGACGCUGUUUGAACAAGCCAAGCAGGCGAGCUCUUGCAGGGAAGCUGCUGUGACCCAGGCGAGAAUGCAGGUUGAUACAGAGAGGAAAGAGAAACAGAAGAGGCCAGAUGGAGUAGACCUGCUGGGGUUCUGUGAACAUGUAUGUGAGAGGACACAGCAGAAGCGGGGCUGCCUGAAGAGCUGAGGGCACAUGAAAGCUUCAAAGACUCUGAUUGGAGGAAAGUGGCUUCAUUUUCUCCAGGCCGUCAUUUGGCAUAGUGCUCAGUCAUAUGAUCUCUGGGUGUGAGAGGCAAAGACCCUUACUUCAUAAUCAAAGGACAGGAGACCCGGGAUAGCAAGACUGAGACAAGCAGAGUCAGGCCUCAGCCUAGACAAAAGGCAAAAAUAGCUGCUGUGCAGAGGCAAAAUGGUGUUUCUUCUAGUCCCUGAUGCAUUUCUCUGACAUGGAACUUCUCACUGGCUGGGUCCUUCAGGGAGGUCCACACCUAGUAUAGUGUGGCUCCCUCUCUGAAUUCAGGAUACAGGCCUUAUCUAAUACAGGCCCUGUGGCUCAAUAGUCCCUGCUUUUGAUCCCUGGACUCAGUCACAUAACAGACUCCCUGUGACCUUUCAACCCCAGGAUGAACUGAGAGUACCGAAGUAAUCAGCUGGCAGCCAGGGAAGCCGGCCCGGUGCCUCCAUCCUCUGCUGUUCUCUCAUGAGCUCAGGUGCGCCUCACACUGAACAUAGAGCCCAAUUAUUCACUUCUUAAGGUGCUGAAGAGGCCAGUGAGGUGGUCCAGGAUGUGAAGGCACUUGCUGCCAGGCCUGGUGACCUGACUCCUGGACUAACAUGCUGGACUCCUGCAAGUUCUCUGACCUGCACACGUGUACCAUGUCAUGUAUGUUCAAACACCCACGCAUAAAUAAAUGUAAUAAUGUGAAAGCCUUCAAAGAAGUCGGGAGCAGGGCUGGUGAGAUGGCUCAGUGGUAAGAGCACCCGACUGCUCUUUCAACCCCAGGAUGAACUGAGAGUACCGAAGUAAUCAGCUGGCAGCUGGUUCGGAGUUCAAAUCCCAGCAACCGCAUGGUGGGGCACAACCAUCCGUAACAAGAUCUGACUCCCUCUUCUGGAUUGUCUGAAGACAGCUACAGUGUACUUACGUAUAAUAAAUAAAUGAAUCUUUAAAAAUAUUUAAAAAAAAAAAAAGUCGGGAGCAAAGAGACAGGUGGGUUCCUGAGUUCAAGACCAGCCUGGUAUACAAACUGAGUGAGUUCCAGGCUAGCUACAACUAGUUAUCUAGAGGCAAAGCAUUGAGCCACCCCCAGCAUUAGCAGGUCCCAAGUUCAAGUAGGACUUAAAGAACGUUUACAGACUGAUGACAAAUAUAUUAUUGAGUGAUUGGGGAUUAGUGAGCACUGUAUUAUACAGUCGUCAUCUUCUUGUGAUUCUUCUGUGAGACAUUGCUCAGUUACCUGUGACAUUCAGUUUGUAUAAUUUAGAAAUGAGUGACGCCAAAAGUAGUGGGUGGCGUAGCUGGUCCUUGUUCAUAUUCCUGCCAUGCUGUAAGUUGACAUUGAAGCCAGCCUGUGUGCUGUGCUAAUGGACAGUUCAUUGGCCCUCCCUCUGGGGCACAGGGUCUGCGUACCCAUUCUUUCUGAGGCAGAGACUGCUGGGCGUAGUUCUCUAGAGGCUCCAGGCUCACACCUUGAGACCACAUGCCCUGGAGGAAGUUCUUUGGCCUCUACCUGAGAGCACAGUGGCGAUCUCUUCUGUUGAGGCUCAUCCAUGGAAAGACACUCUGUGGUUCUGAAACUCUGUAGGUUUCUAGGAAGCUCGGGGGACCUUUUUGAAGUCACUUUGGCAGCACAGAUAGCUGUCACUGGUGUCCGUCUGCUGGUGUGGUAGAAUGUUGUCUCUGAAAAAAGAGACUAAUCUUGGGGCCCUCUUCCAUUUUUUUUUUUUUUUUUUCAGAAAAGCUGCAGCGUUAGUACAGAGAGCCCCUGUGACAAUCACAGGCUGUCCUCCGGGAGUGUGUCAGUCACAGCUCUCUUGUCCCGCCUCUGAACACAAACGCCAGCUCUACAGUGGGUUUCAUUAUUGCUGCCAUUUUUGUGCUCAGGGCUGUCUGGGACACACAUACUACCCCAGCACAAGAAGGGGAGGGGUAUUUCCCCCAGCUACAUAGGCCAGGCUGCUCCCCUCUUCUCUGCAGCUCUGAAGUCAGGCAGGUCAUCUGUUGGACAUGCUCAGACUGGCUCUUCUCACAGUGGAACUGACAAAAAGCUUCAACAGGAAGAACAAACCUGCCUUACCACAUCCUGUGUUUAGUGGCAAUCCUUGCAGCCUGGACUAGGCUGCCUGCCAUUGUCUGCUGUCUCUCCUUCUACAGACCUGACCACUAAGCAAGUUCACCUGGGAGCUCUCCUGGACAGGAGUCAGGAGUUAACCAACCAGUUUGUCUCCUGCCCUAUUGAUCUGUCUGGUCACAUAUUUCUAGCAGGGUGAACACACUGAUGUUCUGUUAUAGCCAGUGCUGUCUUCCAAGGUCCUGUAUGUCUGGACCCCCACUCCUCCCAUAGUGCCUUCCUGACUCUGGCCUACCAAUUCUAUCUACAUGGCUAUGGACUUUUUUACAGUAUUUUGUUAUUUAAAGUGGAGGCAGAGUCUGGAGGCUUGGUACAGUGCUGGAGGCCAGGCAGCUAAUUCAGUGCCCAGGAUCCAACUGCAGAUAAUGCUUUCUAAAGGGAAUGAGGUAGCUGAUGUUUCACAAAUAGGAAGAUGGUGGUCACUGUGGAGACCACAGAAGAAAGCUAAAACUCAGAACAAGAGCCUUCAAGUAGCUAUUGUGUUUCCAGCAUACCUGCAAAACAGUGAUCAGAGAGGACCGAGUAGCCUUGUGAACCCACCAGUCACAUCGGUAUAUUGUACAUAUACAAUAUAUAUUGUAUAUGCUGUAUAUAUUGGUCACAGCAGGUUCCUGCCCAGUGCCUACCAGCCUGUGUUCCUUGGCCUGUGUGACCCAGUACCCUAACAGAUGCCCUUCCCAACUCUGUAACCCAGUCUCAGGGUUUCUGGUUCUCUCCAUCCUGGAAAGUGUUUGUUAACAGAGAGCUUAUAGUUACCAAAUGCCAUAUAUAAUUUGUUAUUUCACGAAAAUAAGUCACUGAGAGGUUGUGUUCAGCACUCCAGUUUAACUAUCUUCCAGUAAUGUGGCUUAAAGAAAAGGUACACAAAACAUUAGACAGUGCUCUUUCAAUGAAGUGACUCUGAAGAGCCCCCUGGGGACACCUUGGGGAUGCUAAGACCACUGGGGACAUUAGACCCAGAUUCCAUAGCAGAGCUGACACACUAAAAGCAACUCAGAGUUCGCAGUGCUGGUCUCCCGCGUGUCUGCGGGCUGGGACCUCAAGCACUCAGAAGGUGUGCUGAAAAGUUGAGAACUUCUCCCAAGUUGGACUUUCUAUACACUAAUACUCUGUUUCAUUGUACAGAGUAAACUCCGAUAAAGAGAAGCCGGUUCUGUACAACUGGUCAACCCUGGGACGGACACAGUCCACAGCUGUACUUAGUGUUUCUGUUGGUCAUGGGUGCCUGCCAUGGAGCCUGGUGCCUGCUGUGACGCUGACACUUGUUUGUCCUUC